GUAACCUUACUAGUCAAUGUGAUUUCCACGCGUGUUAUGUUGUAUACAGUAAUAUACAAUUGGUGCUUUUGUAUAAGUGAAUUGUGAAUCUGCUAAAAUGUUGACUCCAAAUUUUAACAUUUCUCAAUCUAAAAACCAAAUAAUUUUAGUUAUAAAAGCUCCGAUGGCAAACCCCAAAGACACCGAGCUGAUUGUAUACGAUGAUAACGUAGUCUUUUAUUCCUCCCCUUAUUACCUAAGGCUUCAUUUGUCUGGGGAAUUGAAAGAAAUCGAAGAAACCUGUGGUAAAUAUGACGCUGAUAGUGGGGAAUUCUCAUUCACUCUGAACAAACUUAACGAGGGAGAGGAAUUCAAGAAUUUAGACUUACUCGGCCAACUUCUUAUACCAUCGAAGAAGCACAAACUUAGACCGGAAAUAUCUUUGGUCGAAGACGAGUCAAAUAAUAUGUCAGUAGAAUCCAACGAUAUUGAAAAUGAAGAUGAUGUCGAUGAUUGGUACAUAGAUCAGGAGAUUUUCACCGAAGAUGUUAGUGGCUUACCGAGUUACGGCUUUGCCAAUAAAAUGUGUGGAAAGGAAAGAGAACUGCGGGAAGAGUUUAAUGAAAUACUGGAUUUGCCUGAUGCUGCCAAGGUCUCGCCACAAGAUAGAAAGUCUCUAAGGAUUGAAAUUGAAAAUAAUAAAUUCUCCGAAGAGCAUUAUUUGGCUGACUUGAUGGAACCUGGAGAGCAGGAACAACUCAUGCAUUUUGUACCACCUUGGUUUGACAAAGAAAAUGUUAGCUUACAUCAAGAAGAAAAAAACUAUCUUAAAGAGUUAGGAAACAGAGAUUAUAUUAUGAACUCUAAUGAAACUAAAGUUGCUCUUUUAUCCCUCGUUGAUAUACUGUUUGCAUACGCAUACAACUACCGUACGACUCAGGGAGAAGAGAAUAAUGUCGAAUCUGCUUGGACUGUUAACAAAUUGAGUUCUACUCUAUCCUGUUUUCAGUCUUUUCAAGACAUAACAGAAGUGAAAACUGCAUGUGUUCGAAGAUCACUCAUUUUUCCUCUGUACAGGAAUUGGGAUUUAAGUAUGAAAGUUUUAGGAGACACUCAUGCUAUUCUUUUAAAGGGCAAAAGGCAAAUAUUAAAAUGCUUGAUAGAAAUUCAUAAGAUGUUCAACCAGAGUGAGCCGAGGUACCUUUUGAACCAGCUUUACAUUACAGAUUACUGUAUUUGGUUGCAAAAAAUAUCUGAAAAGAAGAUCUCACAUCUAGCUCUUUAUUUCAGUCAGAUUAACUUAAAUAAAGAAGAAAUUGGCCUCGAUUUAAUAGAAUUAGAAUCUGCAGCUUAUUCUGUCAAAGAAGAAGAAGAAAUCAAUUACUGUGCGAAUCUUUUAAACCGUGUUGAGCUUAAACAGCCAGUAUCUUCAGACGACUCUGAACCCGACUCUACAAGCUCAUCAGAAAUUUCAUCAUCAUCCGAUUCGAACAGUUCAUCAUCCUCAGAUGAAGACUAGAAAACGUACGACACAUUUUCUUGUACAAUUUGUCACAGUAGGUGAUAAACUAUCGCUACCUACAUUGGAUGGAGGCUGUGAGGUGUCGACUUUUUUCGAAGUUUCUUCAACUCGGAUCUCGUGCGACGAUUGUUCUAACAGUGUAAAGUGACAUUGUCCACAUGGAUUAGAGAUAAAAGUAGAUAAUAAAGUCGCCCAGACGUAAGGCUUAAAUUUCAUCGCAUGCUCUGGAACUAUUCGAUAUGUCAAUCUUCGACAUC
This is a messenger RNA of Cimex lectularius (bed bug), 1758 nucleotides long. RefSeq names its product protein SHQ1 homolog. Gene Ontology annotation, cellular component: cytoplasm; nucleoplasm. The coding region runs from base 98 to 1498 and encodes 466 amino acids. Gene Ontology annotation, biological process: box H/ACA snoRNP assembly. NCBI's taxonomy places the organism in Eukaryota, Metazoa, Arthropoda, Insecta, Hemiptera, Cimicidae. The transcript is spliced from 10 exons. The record is from RefSeq and is a predicted model, not a curated record.